AAUUCCAUAUACGCUCAGUUACGUAUCAAGCUACUGUGUAUGUUAUGUUCAUAAAAAUGUUUUGGUGUGUCUUACUAUUGUUUUCAACCAUUUCGUACACGGCCGAGAGCGCUAAUAUAUUGUUUGUCACCACAAUUCCUUCCCACAGCCAUCAGGUAGUCUUCCAACCAGUAUGGAAAGAACUUUCCUUGAGAGGUCACAAUGUAACUGCAUUAGCUUUGAGUCCUCUGAACGACAAAUCACUAACCAAUCUCACCGAGAUAGAUCUGAGCUAUAUCUUCAAGCUGAGGAAGAGGGUUCCUAAGGAAUACAUCAAAUACGUAUUCCAAAAACCAACCUUCCUCAUGGUGUUCAUUAGGGAGAUAUUAGGAGUCGAUUUCGUUAUAAAAUUGCACGAGAACAUCUUAAGCCAACACUCUGUGAUGAAGCUCAUCAACGAAGAUUACAAGUUCGAUGUCGUUGUUGCAGAGUGGAUUUACCCUCUCGCUGGAGCUUUUGCAACGAGGUUCAACUGCCCCUUGGUCGGUAUCACCUCACUUGGAGCCCCACUAACUCUAUUAGAUACCGUGGGAAAUCCAUCUCAUCCGAUUUACGCUCCUGACCAUAAUCUGCCUAUUGGACGGGAAUUGUCCCUUUAUGACCGAAUUCUUUCGACUCUCUAUUCGGUAUUCGCAAGAACUUUGUAUCACUGGGUUGGGGCUCCAAAGAUCGAUGCCAGCAUGAGGAAAUUUUUCGGAGAGGACAUGCCAUAUAUUGAAGAUAUAGCCAGGAAUAUUAGUGUCCUGCUUCUGAAUAGAAACCCUGUUUUCCAUAAAAUUAUGCCUGUUGUGCCGGCUGCAAUUGAACUUGGAAGAGUGAGAUCUUUCGGUAAAGUUAAACCACUGAAUCCAGAAUUGAAGGAAUUUUUGGACAAUAGCAAAAAUGGCGUUGUUUACUUUAGUUUGGGAUCGAACACCUUCAGUUGUGACCUACCAGACAAUGUAAGAGAAAUCUUAGUGAAGGUCUUCGAACAGUUACCUUAUAAUGUGGUAUGGAAAUGGGAAACAGAGGUUCUUCCAGGAAAACCGAACAACGUUUUCGCUCAGAACUGGAUAUCUCAGGCAGCAUUACUAGCCCAUCCAAACGUCAAACUUUUCAUCACACAGGGAGGUCUACAAUCUAUGGAGGAAACGAUCAACCAUCACGUUCCAGUGAUUGGCAUACCAUUCCACUCUGAUCAAACAAUGAAUGUGGAUACGGCAGUGAAAUACGGUUUUGGACUCAGGAUCGAAUUAGAAGAUUUGAGCAUUGAAGGAUUGAAAUCGGCUAUUCAUGAGAUUAUGACUAAUCAGAGUUACAAGGAAAAUACUGCCAAAAUUGAGAAGCUAAUGAAUGAUAUACCGAUGGAAGGACUGGAUAAAGCGAUUUGGUGGAUAGAGUAUGUGAUCAGGCAUAAAGGUGCAAGGCAUCUACGAAGUCCUUCCUUAGAUAUACCGUGGUAUCAGUAUUUCCUUCUCGAUGUGAUUGCUUUCAUUGCACUUGUGUUGAGUAUUUCUAUGUAUAUUUUGAUAAAAGUCAUAAAACUAACAAUAAGGUCUGCGAAAAAAUUGUUAACUAAUGAGAAACAGAAGAAACAAUAAACUUCGAAAAAGC
Messenger RNA from Coccinella septempunctata (seven-spotted ladybird), 1632 nucleotides. RefSeq names its product UDP-glycosyltransferase UGT5-like. The record is from RefSeq and is a predicted model, not a curated record. NCBI's taxonomy places the organism in Eukaryota, Metazoa, Arthropoda, Insecta, Coleoptera, Coccinellidae. Bases 45 to 1619 code for a protein of 524 amino acids. The transcript is spliced from 4 exons. Gene Ontology annotation, molecular function: UDP-glycosyltransferase activity.